UUUACGUCAGUUUGCGAUCACACGGUCCUUUCGUCCUCUAUGAGAAAAUUGAAUUUAGAAGCGCAAAGUCAAAAUAGUUCUUUGUGUGGUUUGUGUCGAUCUUUUGCUUACAGAUCGUCGGCUCAUGGAGUGCAGAGGAUAGCCAGUUCCCAAGAUAACGCUAGGAGAUUGAUGUGGUCGGUUGUAUUUUUAUUUGCUAUAGCGGGAUGCGGAUUUCACAGUGUUUACUUGAUACUGACUUAUUUAUCUUAUCCGCGAAUGACUAUUACUGAAGAAAUUCAUGCCGAUCAUAUUGAUUUUCCCGCAUUAACUGUUUGCAAUCUCAAUCCAUUAAAAAAGAGUUCUAUUCGAGAACAUCUUUUGGAAACUCACCAGUCCGUAUCCGAAUUUUAUAACCCGGAUAAAUACGACGACGACGACGAAAUCGAAGAGCGAGGAAUAUGUUUCAGAUCGGAAAACGAAUUUUUAAAAAAGAGUAAAACCAUGGACUUAAGUGACGUAUGGAUGAGCGUUAUUGCGACUAAAGAUAGCUUGAUGAAAUGCGGACAUCAAGCGCAGGAUUUGAUCACUCAAUGCACUUAUAAUGCAAGAAAUUGCUUUAAUGACAGUUCGACGAUAGUUUUAUUGGAUCAAUAUCCUUCGCCCCGUUAUGGUUUGUGCCAUACCAUCGUAGUCGAUAAAGAACCUUUACGAAAAGUUAAAAAGACGGGACUUUCUUUAGGAUUGAGAUUGACAUUAAAUAUAGAGCGCGAAGAUUAUUUGGACUUAGUGUCUCCCGAAUUUGGUGCACGAUUAUUAGUACACCCGAAAGGAACCUAUCCUACCCUGCAAGGUGGGGGUGUGGUAUUACAACCUGGAACUAAAACUUAUGUCGGAGUGAGAAUGAGGAAGAUCGAGAGAUUACCCGCACCUUAUCGAGGAUGUUACGAUAAUUUUCAGAGUAGUCAACUGAUUCAUUUCUUACGAAAACAAGAUCAAAGUCAAGCUCCUUUUGCCGUCAUUCACAAUGUUUACACUUACGAAUAUUGCCAAACUUUAUGUCGCGAUAUUCAUCUUCUGAAGAACUGCGGAUGCGUCGAAGAAGUAACUCCGGUAAACAAUAAAUUCUGCGAUCCCUGUAACACAACACAAGCGAGAUGUCGCACAAGAUUUUAUAGAAGUUUUACUAGAGCCAACGUAGAUCACGAUUGUCAGAAGUUUUGUCUACCCGCUUGCACGGACGUAAGAUACGAUCUGACAGUAUCGAGGUCGGAAUGGCCAAACGUUCGACAUCAAAAUUAUGUAUUGAAAAGAUGGCCAAAUUUAAGACAGAGUUUAACAGUUUUUCUUACGAAUAAAACGCUUAAAAACGGAAGUGACGAAUUAGAUGUGGAUAAUCUUAGGAAAAAUUUCUUGAGGGUUCACGUUUAUAUUCAAGAAAUGAAUUACCUAUCCGUUAGAGAUAUUCCCGCUUACACGCUGCCUCAACUCUUUGCCGAUCUCGGUGGAUGUCUGGGAUUAUACAUUGGUGUUUCCGCAAUAACUAUCGUAGAAGUGUUGGAACACAUGGCUAGUGUUAUGGCAUUUCUCUAUAAGAAAAGAAAGGAAUAUUUUCCAAAAAGUAAUUCGGUUAAAAAAUCAGAAAUAAAAAAGCGACGAACUAAUUUUCGAUUGUCCGAAAGAAGUCACGUUCAAAAAUAUUCUAAAUCGAAAGAUUGUAAGAGAGGAAAUCAUUAA
Molecule: messenger RNA, 1716 nt
Organism: Centruroides sculpturatus (bark scorpion)
Lineage: Eukaryota; Metazoa; Arthropoda; Arachnida; Scorpiones; Buthidae
Product: amiloride-sensitive sodium channel subunit gamma-like
Exons: 9
Coding region: 40-1716 (558 amino acids)
Biological process (GO): sodium ion transmembrane transport
Cellular component (GO): membrane
Molecular function (GO): ligand-gated sodium channel activity
Source: RefSeq, a predicted model, not a curated record